This is a messenger RNA of Diaporthe batatas, 804 nucleotides long. RefSeq lists its product as uncharacterized. The transcript has 2 exons. The record is from RefSeq and is a predicted model, not a curated record. The coding region runs from base 1 to 804 and encodes 267 amino acids. Lineage: Eukaryota; Fungi; Ascomycota; Sordariomycetes; Diaporthales; Diaporthaceae.
AUGAACGCACCGCCCCUCCCGCCCCGGCCGCCAGGAUUCCACCGCCCGCUGUGGCAGCCCGCCGUCCAGACCUCGUGGAACUACGUGCUUCACCACAAGGUGCACCUCGACCACACCGUCGAGCAGCACGAGGUCUGGAUCAUCGACCUCUUCGACAACACCGCGGCCGAGGUGGAGGCCCUGCACCGGCGCGGGCGCAAGGUGGUCGCCUACUUCUCGGCCGGGACCUACGAGGACUGGCGGCCCGACGCGGGCCGCUUCCAGAAGCCCGACCUGGGCCGCAAGAUGGACGACUGGGAGGGCGAGAGGUGGGUGCAGACCAACUCGGCCAACGUGCGCCAGAUCAUGCAGGCCCGUAUGGACCUUGCCGUGAGCAAGGGGUUCGACGGCGUGGACCCCGACAACGUCGACGCGUGGGACAACAAGAACGGUCUGGGGCUGUCGGAGCACGACGCCGUGGACUACGUCCUGUGGCUGGCGGGGGAGGCGCACGCGAGAGGCCUCUCUAUUGGGCUCAAGAACGGCGGAGAUAUCGUCCCCCGGGUCGUGCACCAGAUGCAGUGGUGUGUCAACGAGCAGGCGAUGCAGUAUGGCGAUGAGGAGCAGUUUCUUCCGUUUAUCAAGCAGGGGAAGCCCGUGUUUAACGUUGAGUACCCGAAAGGGGAGGAUCCCGACAGCAAUAAGCACAAUGACCAGAAGGAGGUGACUGGGAAGAAGAGGGAUAAGUGUAUGAAGGGGAAGCAGCAUGGCUUCUCUACCAUCAUCAAGAACGUCCGACUGGACCAGUGGAUUCAAACAUCCUGA